Molecule: messenger RNA, 1072 nt
Organism: Sipha flava (yellow sugarcane aphid)
Lineage: Eukaryota; Metazoa; Arthropoda; Insecta; Hemiptera; Aphididae
Product: SOSS complex subunit B homolog
Exons: 2
Coding region: 388-921 (177 amino acids)
Biological process (GO): mitotic cell cycle checkpoint signaling; double-strand break repair via homologous recombination; response to ionizing radiation
Cellular component (GO): SOSS complex
Molecular function (GO): DNA binding
Source: RefSeq, a predicted model, not a curated record
UUAUCAAACCAACGUCUUAUCUGCAGAGGUGGUGGCUUGCUGAGUGUUGUUUGAAUAAAAAAAUGAGGUUUGAUUUGUUACCCAUUUAUUUGUUUCGUCCGAUUUUGUUUCCGUUUUCCCGUAACUACUGAACGUUCGGACCUCGCUGGUGAAUUGUAAAAAUUCCAACGACACCGAUAUGGUCACCAACUGACUUCGCAAGUCUGACGCAGUGACGAUUUCCGGACGUCCGACUCUCAAAUAAUGUUUCCCGGGUGCACGAGUCCCUUGAAUUUCACUGGCUGACACAAUAUACCUAAUAAGAAAUUAGGUUCUAACUUACUUAUAGUAUAAAAGUAACUCAAUUAUAAAAAUAAUUAGUUAUAAUUUUAAAAUACCCUUUAAAAAAUGAUGGGUAUCAACAAACCAAAGCCUAUUAAUCCAGAUACUCCAUUAACGCUUAUAAAAGAUGUCCAAAACAAUAUGAACAAUAUAACUGUUAUGUGCAUAGUAUUAGAAGUGAAUCCUGCUGUCCCGCUCAAAGACAAUCAUGAAGUUCGUACAGUUAAAGUUGCAGAUAGUUCAGCUUGCAUCAAUUUUUCUGUCUGGGAUGAACCUGGUUCAUUUUUAUACCCAGGGGAUAUAAUAAGAGUUCACAGAGCUUACGCAAUUUACUUCAGAAACUGCCUUACUCUUUAUGUUGGUAAAAAUGGAGAAAUUGAAAAAAUUGGUGAUUUUAUUAUGACUUUUAAUGAAUCUGUUAAUAUGAGUGAAGUAAACUUAAAUGCACCUCCACCACUUCCACCUCCAGGAGCAAAUGGAAAUACACUUGGUAAUGUGAGACGAACUGGAAUGGGAAAACAGAAUGUAAAACCAAACGCAUUCAAAGGUAACAAUGGAAAAAAUGGACCUAGAAGUCAAAUGAGGCCAGAAAGAAAAUAACAUAAUACUGAUUGAAAUGGUUAUACUAUUGUAUUUUGAGUUGGUGAAAAAAUUCUGUGAUAAUAACUCAUUUUUGACCCUAUUUUAAUAUUCAAGUUUUAUAUUAAGGUAUAAUUAACUAUGUACACCAUCGUUUUUUAAAAAGAAAAAU